GAUUUUUAAAUUUCCCCCGACACUUACAUGUCGCUAGUCCAGCUACUCACUUUACUUUACAUUACUGGCAAACCAAAAUGGAGUAUAGGAGUCAGCAAUUCGGGCGCAUCUCUCCCCCUCCUCUUCGGCGCACAGCACAAUCACCCACAACAACACUAUACGAGUACUGUCCUUUGGCAGGUCAGCAGAUUCGGCUCCUAAAUUUGCUUCCUGGUCCCUUUGGUACAUCUAUCUAUGUUCAGCUUGGAGCUACCAUUCUGGCACAUGAUUCUAUACCGGACUUCGAGGCUUUAUCCUACACAUGGGGCUCUCCAGACCAUCCUGUCAACAUUUUUUUCAGUGUCCCAUCCAGGUCACUGCAGUUCUUGCCUAUUACACGGAACUUAGAAUGUGCCUUGCAGCAUCUUCGGUACAUCGAUAGACCUCGGGUCUUAUGGAUCGAUGCAAUUUGUGUGAACCAACAGGAUAUUCAAGAACGAAGCAAGCAGGUUCCAAGGAUGACCGAUAUCUACAGCCUUACGAAGAAUGUGCUGGUUUGGGUUGGGCCUGAGGCAGACAACAGCACUUUGGCACUCGACGUAUUAAGGGAUUUGAGCACCAAGGUUGAGCCCCUCCCAUACACAAAAGUGGAACUCAUGCCUCUAUGCCAUCUGUUUGGUAGGCCUUGGUUUGAGCGACUUUGGAUACAGCAAGAGAUCAGAUUAGCGCAAAGCGCAGUUCUCCUAUGUGGCUUUCAUAAGCUGUCAUGGCCGGCCUUUAGAAAAGCCGUAGAGACACUAUGGCUCAAAACCGUCGACGAUAAGGAAAUCGGCCUACUCACCUACGGCCCAAUCUUCAAAGAACGCCGGCGGCAUGUUCGUGCCCUUUGCACCGGUGGGUUAUUUCCAUCUUUUGAAGAUCUCUUGACGCAGACCAGGCGAUGCAAAUGCACGGAUCCGCGAGAUCGUAUAUACGCUCUGCUUGGCCUUCUUGAUCAGAAGUACGAUAUCGUCCCCGACUACGAAAAGCCAAUUGCAGAAGUGUAUCAAGACAUGUUUACAUCUUAUAUGAAGAAGCAGCACACGUACGGCAAUCUCAAGCUAUUAGCGUAUUGUGAGAUGCACGAUCCAGCCUCAAACGGCCCAUCAUGGGUGCCAGAUUGGUCACGCGAGAACAAAUGCGAGCCCCUUAUGACUUCUGACGGACUUGGGGCCACUGGUUUCUCGAACUCUGAUGUGAGCGUAAUUGACAACGGCAUCCUGAGAGUCAUGGGGAUUGAGGUGGCCAAAAUCUCCGGGGUCUUUCCCACCCAGCUUUCGGCAGCAUCCACGGUCGACGACUUCGUAAUCGCUCUCAAGGCCAUCCUCCCGCAGCGUAUGACGCUUCUUGAAACUUUCGAGCAACGCCUUGAGAUCUUCUACCGAACAUUGUGCUGCGAUUCAUUUUCUGACAUCCUGGAAGAUCAAGACUCGGCAAUCCUACCGAAUCGGCGAGAGGCCAAACGUGGAUUGCGAGACAUUCUUAGAUCAGAUUGGGGCACCAAGAUAUCACUAUCUAAAGGGACUUUCAAAUACCUGGAUUACGCGCUAGGCUAUUGCAGGUACCGGUCAAUAUUCUCUACCACGGAUGGUGUUAUUGGACUUGGUCCUCCAUUGGCAACUAGCGCAGAUGUGAUAGCGCUGCUCCCUGGCUGUUUCUCACCUAUGGUUUUGCGUCCUUUACAGAUGUGGCAUAGGGGAAACCCAAUUACCCGGUAUCGUGUAGUGGGCGAAUGCUAUCUGCAGAAUCUCAUGGAAGGCAAGGCCGUUCUAGGCGAGUUUCCUCAUGGAUACGAGCAUGUCACGACAUUCGUGGAGGAGGAAAAUAGCUUCUUUGACGCGUACCGUUAUCACCCCUCUGGGAAAAUACAUCUUGAAGACCCAAGGUUUAAAAGGUUUCGAAGUGAGCCUGGGGAGGAUGGUAUACGGAAAGUCUUUGUGAAGGAGGAUUUGGCUAGUGGGGAGAUUGCAAGAAGUAGAGUCGGGAUAAAAAUGAAAGUCUCCGGCCUCGAUAAUGCGGAGGAAGUACUCGUAGUGGGCGUUGACAUUCGGCCAUAUGAAUUAAUUUAAACUAGACGCUCGCUUCAUCAAUACCAAAAGGUCUCGGAAGACCUCACCUCUUGGCAGGGCGCUUUUCAGGCUUUUGACGCGAG
Molecule: messenger RNA, 2170 nt
Organism: Hyaloscypha bicolor E
Lineage: Eukaryota; Fungi; Ascomycota; Leotiomycetes; Helotiales; Hyaloscyphaceae
Exons: 3
Coding region: 78-2087 (669 amino acids)
Source: RefSeq, a predicted model, not a curated record